AUGCCUCCUGUUGAACAACUUCCAUGGAAUUGGAUACUUAUUUAUCAUAAGCAAUCUCUUGAAUUUUUGUUGGGUUGCGUCUUGGGAUUUAUUUUGGGUGAAAUAUUUACAUUGCUUAACUCUAUUGUCACAUCCAAAAUUCAUCAUAAUAUUAUUGUCGAUUUUCCACCUUCAUCUUUUCCUUCCUUGCAAGCCUCCGUGAUCAUUUUUUGUAUUCAUACACCAUUUUCUAUGUAUAGCGCAAUUACAUUUUCAAAUGUAUUUUAUAAUGGAUUCAUUGCGUUUACUGAUAUGAAUGAUCAAUAUUUUAUCGUGGCAUCGGUAUGUGCUUGGUUUCUUACUGUCAUUGGAUUAACAUGGGCAUUAACUGGAAUAAUGAGUAAGGGUAGAAGAGAUGGUGUUUUUAGUGCGACGAUUGCAUGGGAAUUACUUGCUAUUGCAACACAACAACGAGAAUUCGAAUUUUUUUCAAUUCAAUGUUUUGUCCUCGCAAUUGUCAUUUUUGUAACUAUUCUUGUAGUUUGGAUUAGAUUAGGUGGAGAAUUGACAGAAGUAAUAAGACAACAAAAUAAUAUCACUAUUAUUUCUGAACAACAUGAUCCUUUAUUGCAGCAAGAGAAUGAAGAAUGA
Molecule: messenger RNA, 630 nt
Organism: Diversispora eburnea
Lineage: Eukaryota; Fungi; Glomeromycota; Glomeromycetes; Diversisporales; Diversisporaceae
Source: the annotation of a GenBank genome assembly